Messenger RNA from Protopolystoma xenopodis, 399 nucleotides. The record is from the annotation of a GenBank genome assembly. NCBI's taxonomy places the organism in Eukaryota, Metazoa, Platyhelminthes, Monogenea, Polystomatidea, Polystomatidae.
AUGCUUGACGUUACGCCAAAGCUUCAGUUACCGGCCUUGCUGUGCAGGCCCUCGAAGUCUGGCAUUAGUGACGAUUUUGGGGGAAGAGGGGGUUUGCUUUUCCCAUUCCCGUUCACAUUAAUUUCCAUAUCCGGAAAUGCGCUUUUGCUCAUCUCGACGAACCGAAUACUCGACCUCGCCUCGAGACUCAGACAUUCGAGUCUGGCCAGCCAGCGAAGACGACAUGACCGCACCAAACUAUGCUCGUGCAAAUGGGUCACAUGGUCAGUAGGGGUUUCGCAGCCAGACAAUGUGACCAUCGUCUUGAACUCACCGCCGAUGAAUGGCAUUUUUGAGCUCUUUGACUGGCGGCCAAUCCAAACUGAUUCUAUCCUUCGUGGAGUUGAGUUGUCCGAUUGA